AUGUCUUUGGGUUCUAGCAGUGAAGCUCCAAAAAGGAAGAAGACUACUAAUCAUUCUUCAUCUUCAUCCUCAACUGGUCAUGAUUAUCCAUCUCUUUGCCUUACCCAUGAGUACAAGAAUUUAAGAGAUGAUCUCUUCACAACAAUGCCACAGAACCCACAUUACAAGCCUUUAGAAAAGUUCACUGCAGGUGUUUGUGAAAAUAUCAAGGUAGGUUUGGAUGUAGUAUUCAUUAACCUUGCAAAGAAAAUGGUGGAGUUGAGUAGUCCUCUUGAGUUAUCAUCAAGUGAUGUACAGGAGGAGUAUAUUGCAACACUAUCACAACUUGAAGAAAUGGGUUAUGAUUGUACAAAGCUAUGGGCGAAAUUUGAUACAUUAAGAGAAAUUUUAGAAGAACAAGAGGGAGUUGAGCUCAAAUUAGAGGAUAUCACUUCAGAUAGGAGAAACAAAGAAGUUGAAGCAACUAUAACUCAUACUAGGAUUUAUGAGUUAGAAGCUAAGUUGAAGAAAUUGAAAGCUGUUUCAAGGACUGAAAAGGAAGAGAUUGAGACCUUGAAGUUAACUGAGAGGAGUCAAAUUGAAGAAAGAGAACAGAUCUUGAGGAACAUUAGAUCUGCUGCCACAGCUCCAUGGUAG
This is a messenger RNA of Papaver somniferum (opium poppy), 636 nucleotides long. Its product is annotated as DUF724 domain-containing protein 3-like. The coding region runs from base 1 to 636 and encodes 211 amino acids. The transcript has a single exon. The record is from RefSeq and is a predicted model, not a curated record. Lineage: Eukaryota; Viridiplantae; Streptophyta; Magnoliopsida; Ranunculales; Papaveraceae.